Molecule: messenger RNA, 1840 nt
Organism: Cantharellus anzutake
Lineage: Eukaryota; Fungi; Basidiomycota; Agaricomycetes; Cantharellales; Hydnaceae
Exons: 3
Coding region: 43-1575 (510 amino acids)
Source: RefSeq, a predicted model, not a curated record
GCCAAAUAGAGUCACCGCCUUGAAUUUCUGGCGGUUUACUACAUGGCUUCGGAAACGACCCCACUGCUCGGAUCUUCUCUGGCGAACGAGGAGGAAUGUUUUCAGCUUGAACUACCAGACCUUCUAUCAACUGUUCAUGCACUGUCCGGAGUGGAGCUUGUCACACCAGCAUUGAUAGAACAACGCCUUCCGUGGAGGGCUGACGAACACCUCUCUCGUCGAACUGCCUUUUACCUUGCCGUGGCAAUCAUACUUUCUUCCCCCGAUGUCAUCUUCCGGCCUCAUGCAGAACAACAUACUGCCUUCUCAGAUAUCCAACCUGCACUUUUGCCCACUCUGCUCGAAGAUUUGUUUGGUGCAUAUAUUACAAGGUCUCAGAGAGCGUCUUUGAGUAGAAGCGAAGAGGAUGGGGGUCUGGACGAGGCUAUGUGGACAUCUUUGCGUGUUAGUGCGGAUAGUGAUGCACGGGUUUCCGUUGUUGAUCUGAUCAACUACUCCUCGGAGCCGUCCGUAUUAUUUCUAAACCCCGUAAUGAGUGCCUACAUUACAAAUGCUUGGAAAGGCGGCGUCAGGUGGCCCCUUCCUCCAAAAUACGGCAUCAUGCAACGUUUGAACGCGAUAUGCAGCCCAAGGGCUUCGCACGCAGUGGAUAUCCUAUUCCAUAUGCUGCAUUUGGUUAACUUCACCAUCUUCCUAUUGCAAAGUGACCCGAUUCCAUUUGAUCAUACAUGGCAAACAAUCCUUCUAGUGAUCUACGCUUUUGCAUCGAUGACUCCUCUACGGCCGGCGGCCAUUCAAAUGUCUCUCUUCCCCAUUCUCGUAGCAUUCGUUGUCUACGGACCUCACAUUCCCGAUCCUGGGUCCUUCUCGUAUACCCUUCUGCUUCUCUCUUACUGCUGGAGCAUACUGUUACUUCUUCUCCCAUUCCCACCAACACCUAUAUAUUUACUCACUCCUCGUGGUGCCCUGUCAGCCUCAUUGGAAUUCCGGUCCCUCCUCGUUCCAGCAGUUUUCCGACCCGUAUUAUUCUUCCUACCCCUUAUACUAAUAUCACUAUUUCUCCUGUCGAAUGGACUUGGGGGGCCAGAUCCAUGGUCUCUUUCGCCCCUUCUGGACACUCCAGCAAUCAUCAGUGGACUAAUUCCUUCAGCCCCUCCUCCCACAAGGAUCGCAUUCUUCAUUCUGCUUGUUUUAUCUUUUUUCUUUGCUGCACUAUUUGCAGCUUCGUCCCUCAUUCGACAUUCAACUCGACCUGGAAAUGAGAUGGUAGCAUCAAGUCGUACAGGGCGGAGGUCACUAUCACCCGAGAUUCUCCGCGAGCUAUUGAUUGCUACGACCAUUUACUCUCGCCCAAGGAGAUACCCACCACCGCUGAAUCUUAUUCCGUUUGUACUCAUAGUUCUGCCCCGUUACGCCACGCGCUUGUUUGGGAAGCGGGAUACAGUCGAACGAUUCUUCACACACGUGGACACCGUGCUUUGGAGUACGCUUGUGUUGCCUCUCGAAGUGAUCAUUGCCGGAUUGUGGCGUUGGAGGAGUCGGCCACUUUCGCAAUCGCAGAGAGUUCCGGCUUGAAUGUAUGCGUACAUGUAACAUAUGUACCGCAAACGGUCUUUACAAUUAAUUGUCAUCAUUGUGAUGAUCGUCCUCGUUCGAGCACACGCGUACUAAAACCUAACAAUGACCUAAACUCUGGCCCCACGUACUACAAAUAGUUAACCAGAAGCUGCGCCGAAUGCCGAACCAGCGCCAUGACUGACCUUAAUCAUUGGCUCAACUACUUAAUGCCAUUUAAGAAGAAUAAAAAGGAGGGGGACACAACCGCGGGGGUGGAUACCCU